GGAUCGGACGGAGGCGACGCACGCAAAAUGGCUUCGGGCGACAAUGUGGACGUGAUCGAGGUGGUCGAGACGACGAGCUUCCCCGUGCCGGUGCAGCCCGCGGUGGAUCACCUCAGGCCGGAGCAAUCCACCGUCGAGGAGGACUAUAAGUCGACCGGAGAGAAAAUAACAGCAUUUGACAGCUCAGUAGUGCAACAUGGUACGACAGGUGGCAAGAUCCCCGCGGGGGUAUCGAGAAACAAAUCGGAGCGAGAGAGGAAGAUUGGGCAUCGAAGAGUCGGAGUGGGAGGUGAAAUCACAUAUAAGAAGAUCCAAACCACGCAAAUUAUGGGAUCUAUUCAACUGGGUAUACAGCAUGCUGUUGGUGGUCUUGCAAGUAAACCGGAACGCGAUUUGUUAAUGCAAGACUUUAUGACGGUGGAGACAACGAACUUCCCCCACGAAGGAUCAAAUCACACUCCAGCCCAUCACUUCUCGGAGUUUAAAUUUAAAAACUAUGCACCCAUUGCAUUUCGUUAUUUUAGAGAUCUCUUCGGCAUUCAACCGGAUGAUUUUUUGAUGUCAAUGUGUAGUGCACCACUGCGCGAGUUAUCAAAUCCUGGCGCCAGUGGGAGUAUCUUUUAUCUAACGGAUGAUGAUGAAUUUAUCAUAAAGACUGUGCAACAUAAAGAAGGAGAGUUUUUGCAAACUCUACUUCCAGGAUAUUACAUGAAUCUAAAUCAGAAUCCAAGAACGUUAUUGCCAAAGUUUUUUGGAUUGUACUGCUAUCGGUGUAAUAGUAAAAAUGUUAGAUUAAUCGCUAUGAAUAAUCUGUUACCUUCAUCUGUAAAAUUGCAUCAAAAGUAUGAUUUAAAGGGGUCUACAUACAAAAGGAAGGCGUCGAAAACAGAACGUUCGAAGUCUUCGCCAACGUAUAAAGACCUAGAUUUCAUAGAGCAUCAUCCAGAGGGUAUCUUUCUAGAAGCGGACACGUAUGGUGCACUAGUGAAAACUAUUCAACGGGAUUGUCGUGUUUUAGAAAGUUUCAAAAUUAUGGAUUAUUCUUUACUUGUUGGAAUCCAUAAUCUUGACCAGGCCGCGAAAGAAAAAGCUCAAGAACAAAGAUUAUCAGCAAGCGCCGACGAAGAAGUUGAUGACAUGGGUGGCGAAAGUGACGGGUUCAUUCAGUCUGAAAGGGAAAAACAGAGAGAGGAUAGAAUAGGCGCCGCCGCUUUAAAUCGAUCGCGCAGUAUAAAUCGUCAGAGGUUGGUCGCUCACAGUACGGCGAUGGAGAGUAUACAGGCUGAGAGCGAGCCAAUAGACGAAGAGGAUGAUGUACCUUCGGGUGGCAUUCCCGCCAGAAAUGCGCGUGGUGAACGUCUCUUAUUGUUCCUUGGUGUUAUCGACAUUUUGCAAAGCUACAGGUUAAAAAAGAAACUGGAACAUACGUGGAAAUCGAUGAUACAUGAUGGGGACACUGUAUCGGUGCACCGGCCAGGAUUUUAUGCGCAACGCUUUCAGGAUUUCAUGGCCAAGACAGUAUUUAAGAAAAUACCAUCACUGGACCUGCCUGAGAUUAAGGGGAAUCACCGCAAAUUCCGUAACCUCGUCACCAGCUAUAUAGCCUUGAAACAUUCCCCGUCGAAGAGGAAAAGUAUAAGCAGACCGCUUAGGCCGUUGGAGGGUGACUUCGAUUCAACCGGUGGCACCCUUCCUUCCACCUGCUCCACCCCGCCCCCGCCCUUUGACGAUGCAGUCCGCUCGAACGACCAAACCCUGGCUUCCGGUGGUCAUCCUCAGCAAGGCAGCGCGACCCCCAUUCUCACGAGCAGCCUGUCCUCUGCUCAUUCCAAACAGAAUAAGGUUGUUCAUCACGUUACCCUCACCAAGACGUAUCACGACACUGUAAGCAUAUCGGACGUGCAUUUGGAGAGCAGCGGUAGCGGCAGCGGCAGCGGCGGCAGGGAAACCAAGUCGUCGCUGAGCGUCGAGAGCGGCGGCAGCAGCAGCCGAGGUGGCGGCUGUCUCACGUGGACCCCGCCGGCCGGAAGUGCCGAGGGCUCGACGCCCACGUGGACCGAGGGCACGCCGUCCUUCACCGAGAGCUCCAGCAGCGGCGACAUAGGUUGCCCGACGACGCCGAUCAAGGGUAAUCAACGUCAAGAUGACGGUGGAAGGAUCGCGGCCACUGUGGAGGAGGCCCUAGCGAGUCUCACGACUGAGAUGAGACGAACCAGCCAAGGCGAGCAACAUCAAUUGGAGCAAAGCACAUCCUUUUCGUUGUAUCGUCAAAUCAGGACGAGCUUGAAGCGCGGUAGCGCGAACCACGUCGCGAUCAUGAGGAACAUGCAAAGGGCAUUAAACAUUCGUCGGGCACCAUGACGCACGCAGAGUUCAUCAGAAAAUGAAUUUAAAUUGUUUUUUUUUUGCAAAUUUCUCUUUCCGAGAUUUUACGGAACUAAUGACAUUAUUGCGCCUAAAAUGGAUCGAUCAAGUCUUUACGAAGCUUCAGAUCUGAAAUAUGUCGGAUUACGUCAAAUCACAAUAAAAAACGAAUUAUCGAUAAACUUA
Molecule: messenger RNA, 2550 nt
Organism: Wasmannia auropunctata (little fire ant)
Lineage: Eukaryota; Metazoa; Arthropoda; Insecta; Hymenoptera; Formicidae
Gene: PIP5K59B
Product: phosphatidylinositol 4-phosphate 5-kinase type-1 alpha-like
Exons: 16
Coding region: 28-2361 (777 amino acids)
Biological process (GO): phosphatidylinositol metabolic process
Molecular function (GO): phosphatidylinositol kinase activity
Source: RefSeq, a predicted model, not a curated record